GGCUCUGGCUGCGCGCUGACCCUGCCGGCCUGCAUGGGUCACAGCCCCCGCGCCGCUGCCUGGCGCUGCUGCAUCUCCUGCAGCUGGGUUACCUGUACAGGUGCGUGCAGGAGCUGCGCCAGGGGCUGCUGGUGUGGCAGCAGGAGGAGCCCUCUGAGUUUGACUUGGCCUACGCUGACUUCCUCUCCCUGGACAUCAGCAUGCUGCGGCUCUUCGAGACCUUCUUGGAGACGGCACCACAGCUCACGCUGGUGCUGGCCAUCAUGCUGCAGAGCGGCCGGGCUGAGUACUACCAGUGGUUUGGCAUCUGCACGUCCUUCCUGGGCAUCUCGUGGGCACUGCUCGACUACCACCGGGCCUUGCGCACCUGCCUCCCCUCCAAGCCCCUCCUGGGCCUGGGUUCCUCCGUGAUCUACUUCCUGUGGAACCUGCUGCUGCUGUGGCCCCGAGUCCUGGCUGUGGCCCUGUUCUCAGCCCUCUUCCCCAGCUAUGUGGCCCUGCACUUCCUGGGCCUGUGGCUGGUACUGCUGCUCUGGGUCUGGCUUCAGGGCACAGACUUUAUGCCGGACCCCAGCUCCGAGUGGCUGUACCGGGUGACGGUGGCCACCAUCCUCUAUUUCUCCUGGUUCAACGUGGCUGAGGGCCAUACCCUAGGCCGGGCCACCAUCCACUUCGCCUUCCUCCUGACUGACAGCAUUCUCCUGGUGGUCACCUGGAUGACUCAUAGCUCCUGGCUGCCCAGCGGGAUUCCCCUGCAGCUGUGGCUGCCUGUGGGCUGCGGCUGCUUCUUUCUGGGCCUUGCUCUGCGGCUUGUGUACUACCGCUGGCUGCACCCUAGCUGCUGCUGGAAGCCCGACCCUGACCAGGUAGACGGGGCCCGGAGUCUGCUUUCCCCAGAGGGGUAUCAGCUGCCUCAGAACAGGCGCAUGACACGGUUAGCACAGAACUUUUUCCCCAAGGCUAAGGAUGAAGCUGCUUCGCCAGUGAAGGGAGAGGUGAAUGGCGUCCUUUGAAGCAGGAUCAGACCCAGCUGGCAGAGAUGGAGAGUGACUCUGCUGGCAGAAGGCGGGUGAGGAUAAGCUAAUGAUGCUGCUGUGGCCUCCAUGCACUCAGCAAUAAUGGGACGCCUGUGCUGGGCCGGGCACCAGGGAUGGUGCUGAGUGGGGCAGAGGCCUGCCUUAAAGGAGUUCACAGUGAACAAGAUGAGAAAGGCUGGGCCCUGCAGGGUCAAGAGCCCCAAUUAUGUACAAGACACUUUGGGAGGAAAGAAGACUACCUUUUCUUUUCCCCCUGCCAUUGGUAUAGCUGGUGCCCCAAAACUUCCACCUCCCUGGCCACUUCUAAAAUGACUGGUAUAGGUGCUGCCCCACCCCUUAGCUCCCCUAUCCUGGGCUAGAAGGCCACAGGGGCUGUCCUCUAGAAUUCUUCCUCCCCUCCCCCACACCAUUCAUUCAAUUCAUGAAAGAAAUCUUCGUGGAGAGCAGUUUAUGUGCCAGGAACAUCAUUCUGUCCUUGCAACCUGGAACAAGACCAGCUACCACCCCAGCUUCAUCCCCUACUUGCACCAACCAGUCCUGGGUUAGAUCUCAAAUGCCAGAAGCCAGGGAUGCCCAACUCUCGGUGGCCCCAGUUAGAACCUCUGGGAUCUCAGUGAAGCUGGCCUGGCCUCUGCUCCUGCUCUCAAGGGGCUGCUUUUCAACCGAGAGCCUUGUGAGCCUGGUCUGAGCCUUGUACAACCACUGAGUAUUUUUUAUUCCUUAGCCAGUGUACCUCCUACCUCAGAGUCUGUGUGAGAGGAAGAGAAUAUGUGUCCCUGUGGGUGUCCACAAGUGUCAGACGUGUUGUUUUUAACAGUAUUACUAGGUUAUGAUUAAAGCCUCAUGAAAUCCUCCAA
Mandrillus leucophaeus (drill) is the source of this 1894-nucleotide messenger RNA. It is a transcript of the gene XKR8, whose product is annotated as XK, Kell blood group complex subunit-related family, member 8. NCBI's taxonomy places the organism in Eukaryota, Metazoa, Chordata, Mammalia, Primates, Cercopithecidae. The coding region runs from base 201 to 1013 and encodes 270 amino acids. Gene Ontology annotation, biological process: engulfment of apoptotic cell; phosphatidylserine exposure on apoptotic cell surface; apoptotic process involved in development. The transcript has 3 exons. The record is from RefSeq and is a predicted model, not a curated record. Gene Ontology annotation, cellular component: plasma membrane.